Molecule: messenger RNA, 921 nt
Organism: Saprolegnia parasitica CBS 223.65
Lineage: Eukaryota; Oomycota; Saprolegniomycetes; Saprolegniales; Saprolegniaceae
Exons: 3
Coding region: 1-921 (306 amino acids)
Biological process (GO): transmembrane transport; amino acid transport
Cellular component (GO): membrane
Molecular function (GO): amino acid transmembrane transporter activity
Source: RefSeq, a predicted model, not a curated record
AUGACGUCUUACGAAGAAGCCACGACGCCCACGAUGACGACGACGACGACCCGCCAACGCGUCUUUCACAUUCCCGUGACCGAAACGAUUGCGUCUGGCCCGACGUUCAUCUUCCAAGACGCACUCGGCAAGCAUGAGAACGUCACGCCGCCGGCCGACGAGCUCGCUGCGAUCCGCGACGACCUCAACAAGCCCAAGCACCUUCUCGGCGAGUGGCCCUCGACGGCUAUCUGCGGCAACGACAUCAUGUCCAGCGUGCUCUACUCGUCUGGUAUCGUCGCCUUGAAGGCCGGCAAAUUGGCGCCCAUUUGCAUGGCCAUGGUGUCGGUCGUCCUCUACAUGUACCGCUUCAUCUACGAAGAAGUGGUCACAGCGAUUCCCAUGAACGGCGGGUCGUACAACUGCCUCUUGAACACGACCUCGAAGCGCGUCGCGGCCGUCGCGGCUGUGCUGAGUACGCUCGCGUACACGGCGACGGCGGUCGUGUCCGGGACGUCGGCGUGCUACUACCUGCAGUUUGUGCACGAGAUCACCGAAGAGAUUGAGCGUCGCGCCGCCGAGAUGGACAUUGUCGUCAAGGAAGACAACAUUCGCUUCUUUGAACGCGAGAACACGCGCGUGUCGCUGCUCGUCAAGACCAUCAAGGCCAUCAAGGAACAGCCGUUUGUCUUCUUCAUCAAGUCCCCGGACCUCACGGUACUCAACAAGGUCAUCUUGUAUGUCCGCAGCAACGAGAUGACCAACACGCUCCGGUUCGUGCACGUGUACGCCGAGCCGACGGACGACGCGCUCGAAGCGAUUUCCGCGCUCAAGGAGAUGGUCGCACUCUUCGAUCGCAUUUACCCCAAGCUCAAGGCCGACUUGGUCACGAUCCACGGCAAGUUUGAACCCGCGCUCGUCCAGUGGCUCAGCCACGAGUAG